Messenger RNA from Manis pentadactyla (Chinese pangolin), 8320 nucleotides. It is a transcript of the gene SLCO5A1, whose product is annotated as solute carrier organic anion transporter family member 5A1. The transcript has 9 exons. Gene Ontology annotation, biological process: transmembrane transport; sodium-independent organic anion transport. The record is from RefSeq and is a predicted model, not a curated record. Gene Ontology annotation, cellular component: membrane. The coding region runs from base 1664 to 4054 and encodes 796 amino acids. Gene Ontology annotation, molecular function: protein binding. NCBI's taxonomy places the organism in Eukaryota, Metazoa, Chordata, Mammalia, Pholidota, Manidae.
ACAGGGAGGGGUAUUUCUUCCACAAGACAGAGGUUUCCUCAGUCCAGGGAUCUUUGGUCCCCAGAACCUACUAUGGUCCUUAGACAUUGUUGGUGCCCACGGCAUGGAAUAAAUGGGCAGAAAUAAUUUCUUUAUUCAGAAUGGGCUCUCUGCUUCAGCAGCUGACGUUUUUGGAGAUCUGCUGCUUCAGGGCUCCAGUGCCCCUCAUACUCCCGCGCCACUCAGGUGAAGGGCAGCCGGCCGGCUCACCGCCCGAGGUCUGGACUGGGCGGCUGCCCGCGCGCCUGCGCCCUCUGCUGCUCCGCUCCCGGCGAGUCUCUGUGCUCGUGUGUCUGUUGCGAGAGCAGAGGCUUGGGUGACAGGCGAGGGGUUGGGGGAAGAGUUCAGCCUGAGUCACAGUCUCUUUCACCGAUUUUUCCGCAGCUGGACCGAGGCGGCCUCCUCAGGCGGCUCCCAAUAAUUCCGGCACCUCCACAGCCCUCACUUCCCAACACUCAACAGUCAACUAGACAGACUGACCGACCAACUUAACAGUGAGUAGCGGUCGCUUGUGCUCUGGGGCAGGCGCAGCGAGCUGUCCGCGGCGGUCCUGUCCUCAGGCGGUGUGUGAGGGAGUGUGCGUGAGAGCGUGUGUGAGUGUGUGCGCUGCGCGCGCGCGCAGGGGAUGUCCCUGGAAUUCCACGGCGGCCCCGAGAGCUCCCUGCCGGGAUUCGUCGGGUGCCUCGGAGUCUGCGCCGAGGUGUGGGGGCCCGCCCAGGCAGGGGCUCGGAUGUCCCGGCGCCGGGACGGAGUUUGUCGGGAUUCCCCGGCCAGUCGCGCGGCCGCCGGUGGGGUUCCCCGGGAAGGCGCCCGGGCAAGGAGGCGGGGAAGCCCGUGAACAGCGGGCAGUCCCGGAACCUGGGAGCCAGUCUGGCCCCACAGAGCUGGGGGAGACGCCGGAGCGGCCGCCCCUGGCCGCCCAGCCACCCCGCCUUUCUCCUCUACCCUUCUUUCUUUUCAGCAGCAUCACAAAAGCGCGCCGCAGAAUGAAACCCAAUGCAGCGAAGUCCGGCUUUGCUCCCCCACCUGGUGCACACCUCUCCGCCGCCAGAGGAAGGCCGUGGAGUCCCCGAGAUUAGGGGCGGGGGCUUAACCCCGGGGGCACAGCUGUUUUCGGCUCUCGCUGAAUUCAAGCGGGGUUGGCGUCUUUGCGCCCCAGGGUGUUUCGAGCCGAGGCGGCGAGGACAGGGAGCCUCUGGUCCAGCCAGCCCGGCAGGAUGCGGCGCGAGCAGCAGCGCUAAGUGCCCACACGCUGCGCCCCGAUAGUACUCGCUACGGGCGGCCGGCGGAGCGGCGGCGGCUAAGGGGAUGCGCUCGGGACGUUCAAGACUCCUGCUGCGAGCUACCGCCCCGAGGUGGACCCCAAGCAGGGCUCAUCGCAGGACCGUGCGGACCCCUGCCCCCCGGGGCACGCGGCUGCGGAGCCUCGGGGCCGCGUUUGUGAUCAGGACGCUCUGGGCCCCUCCUUGCUGGUGAGGAUGCCCUGCUGCGCCGCUCUGCAUUACCAGCCCCGGUCCGUGCUGGGCACAACUGCGUGGGCCCGGCUUUGGGCCCUUGCGCCGGUGGAUGAAAAGCGUCGGAGUCUUUGAAUGUAAUCAUUGGUCAAAUCUGAAUUCUAAGAGCCAUGGACGAAGGUACUGGGCUGCAGCCCCAGACGGGAGAGCAGCUGGAAGCACCGGCCACAGUAGGAGUUGUCCAGAAGCAGCGCGAACCCGAGACCCUGCGGUCCAGGAGUUUACCGGUUCUGCACAGCGCCUCCUACCGGCCAUACCUUAGUUCAGCGAGUGUGGGCGGCAAGCCAGCCUUAGGCCGUACAGAUUCCUUGUGCCAUCAGGAGUUGAAACAAGGCCCCAGCCAGUUGACCCCCAGCCCUUUUGCCCAAUCUACCUCGUCAGAGGUGGCAGGGCUCGUGGACUGUAACCACAGGGUGGACGACAGCAAAACCGUGUCGGUGUCCUCCGCUUUGGCCAUACUCCAGGGGAGAAGGUGCCUCUAUGUGGUCCUCACCGAUUCCCGUUGCUUUCUGGUUUGCAUGUGCUUUCUGACCUUCAUCCAGGCGUUAAUGGUCUCUGGGUACCUGAGCAGUGUCAUCACCACCAUUGAAAGGCGCUACAGUCUGAAGAGUUCCGAGUCGGGGCUGCUGGUCAGCUGCUUUGACAUCGGGAGCCUGGUGGUGGUGGUGUUCGUCAGCUACUUUGGUGGUCGGGGUCGGCGGCCCCUGUGGCUGGCGGUGGGUGGACUUUUCAUCGCCGUGGGCGCUGCCCUCUUCGCUUUACCUCACUUCAUCUCGCCUCCUUACCAGAUCCAAGAGUUGAAUGCCUCGGCCUCCAACGACGGCCUGUGCCAGGAUGGCAACUCCACAGUGACUUUGGAGCCUCCCACCUGCCUGAAGGACUCGGGAGGAAACAAUCACUGGGUCUAUGUGGCUUUAUUCAUCUGCGCUCAGAUUCUCAUUGGAAUGGGCUCCACACCUAUUUAUACCCUGGGACCAACCUACUUAGAUGACAAUGUCAAGAAAGAAAAUGCAUCCUUGUACUUAGCCAUCAUGUAUGUCAUGGGAGCCCUUGGUCCUGCAGUGGGGUAUUUAUUAGGUGGACUUCUCAUUGGUUUUUAUGUUGAUCCCAGAAGUCCUGUUCACCUUGACCAGAAUGACCCUCGUUUCAUUGGAAACUGGUGGAGUGGAUUCCUCCUUUGUGCCAUUGCAAUGUUACUUGUGAUAUUCCCAAUGUUUGCUUUUCCAAAAAAGCUUCCACCUCGACACAAGAAAAAGAAAAAGAAAAAAUUCUCUGUUGAUGAUGUUGGUGAUGAUGGCGUUAUGAAGGAGAAAUCAAACAAUAGUGAACAAGUGGAUAAAAAAGUUUCUUCUAUGGGAUUUGGAAAGAAUGUCAGAGGUGUUAUUAUUGUCCCCAGUGCUGGUGUUGGUAUUGUCCUGGGAGGCUACAUUAUAAAAAAACUGAAACUUGGUGCAAGAGAAUCUGCAAAACUAGCGAUGAUCUGCAGUGGUGUGUCCUUACUGUGUUUUUCAACCCUAUUUAUUGUUGGAUGUGAAAGUAUUAAUUUAGGGGGCAUAAACAUCCCUUACACAACAGGACCUUCUCUCACCAUGCCCCAUAGGAAUCUGACAGGAAGCUGCAAUGUUAAUUGUGGUUGCAAAACACAUGAGUAUGAGCCAGUCUGUGGAUCAGAUGGAAUUACAUACUUUAACCCUUGUCUGGCUGGCUGUGUUAAUAGCGGUAAUUUUAGCACUGGGAUAAGGAAUUACACAGAAUGCACCUGUGUCCAAAGCCGGCAAGUGAUUACUCCACCUAGAGUGGGACAGCGCAGUCAGCUCCGCGUGGUUAUUGUCAAAACAUAUCUCAACGAGAAUGGCUAUGCUGUGUCUGGGAAGUGUAAACGGACCUGUAACACCCUCAUCCCGUUCUUAAUUUUUCUUUUCAUAGUCACCUUCAUCACAGCAUGUGCUCAACCAUCAGCCAUCAUAGUAACACUCAGGUCUGUGGAAGAUGAGGAGAGACCUUUCGCACUGGGAAUGCAGUUUGUUUUGCUGCGAACACUUGCCUACAUUCCUACUCCCAUCUACUUCGGAGCGGUCAUCGACACCACGUGCAUGCUCUGGCAGCAGGAGUGUGGGGUGCAAGGCUCCUGCUGGGAGUACAAUGUGACAUCACUUCGUUUUGUCUAUUUUGGUUUGGCGGCUGGCCUCAAAUUUGUUGGCUUUAUUUUUAUUUUUCUGGCUUGGUAUUCCAUUAAAUACAAGGAAGACGAACUGCAGAGGCAGAGGUGGAGAGAAUUCCCUCUGAGCACCGUGAGCGAGAUGGUGGGUCAAACCAGCAAUGCCGAUAGGUACACCCGGACUCGGUCCUGCCCAGCUUUCAGCAGCCACGGAGAGUUCCAGGAAGAGGUGGGCCUGCAAAAAGGGAUCCACUACACAGCACAGACCUAUCCGGGGCCCUUCCCAGAAGCAAUAAGUUCCUCCCUGGACCCAGGGCUGGAAGAAAGCUCUGCUGCCGUAUAGCCUUCCUCGUGAAGCUUGUAAACGGGAGACUUUAGUUUUGUUGGUUGAGUUGAAUAUGGCGAUGAGAAACACCCGUGCCUUCUUUUCUUUCUUUUUUUAACCUCGAAAGAUACAGUCCUCAAACCAACAAAACUCAGUAUACACAGCCACUUUUGGUGGAGGGCUGGAUACCUCAACAAGACUGAGCGCCUUCCCCCACCCCGCUUCUCUCCAAGAAGGAAUUGUUUAGAUAGAUUUGUUACCAUUUCCGCAGUGUUAAUUUAAUGCUCGUGCUCCAGUCUGGUACAAGGCUGAGGUACGUGGUUAACAAAAUCAUGGGAGUUGAAAUGGCGGUAUGUAUCAUUAGCAUACACUUCAAAUGAAGGUGAGCUUGACCAUGACUUUACAUUUACAGUUUUUAAGAUGUGAACACCUACUGUGAGUUCAGCUACAAAGCACAAAUAAAUUCGCCUCAACUAUGCAAUUUGAUUGGGCAAAUUUAAGUGCAGCAUGUUACUUUUGCUUUCAGAGACUAAAGCAGAUGUUUUUGAAAAGAGGAAUCUAAACUUUCCCUAACGUACUGUUAAUAGCAUUUUAAGCCAUAGCGGACUUGUAAGUCAGGUCGAAUUUUUCAAAUGCUUCAGAGGAACCAUAUGACUAAUGUGUUAAAAAGGACAGCUACUUCAUUUCAAAAGACACAUUCUCUUUUAGUCUGUCAGCCCCAUCAUAAGAUAGUUAAAGAGGCUGCUGAAUCCUAAAUCUGAUAGCUUGAAUAUAAACUCUAGUAUUCUUUCCGAAGGGGCUUUAAAGCUAGAGUGCUGAACAGUAUGGCUAGAAUUGUAAUUUGAGAUGCAUAAUAAGAAAGAAACGAUGGCUUUCUCAUCCAAAGAAAAUUGCUGUAGAAAUUCUUGUAGCUUUUAAGGGCCCACACAAGGGUAAUUAAGAAUUGUAAACUUGAUACUCAACAUAGUUGGGAAAAAGAUUCCACAGAAGACUGAGACCCACCUGAUCAGCUGUGCUUACAUAUAUCUGGAAGCACUAGCAAAUCUGUAUGUUAUCUUUUUUAUGUACAGAAAACUGCUGUGGUUGCUCUGGAAAUUGAGUAAUUAAAUCCUAAGUAGUUAUUGAAGAUUAUUUAAAAUAAACUGGUUUGUUACACUGAAUCCUACUUUAGAAUUAGAGUUAGAAUCAUUUUACACCUCUCUUUAAUUCCUUCCCACUGUAACUUCCUUGAAGCGAUUUUUCUGUUCCUAAAUGUACUUUGGGUUCACUAUCCAUCAUCCUUUUCAGUACCUCCCAGCACAUCACUUUGAUUUAGGUGCCAUCCGGAAUGCUUUCUCUGUGGCCCUCAGGGUAGAUGCUCCUGACAGCCCUACAGACUGACUGAUAGCAGCUUAACUUGUGGGAUGUGGCUGCUCAGAAAAAGAAUCAUGACAAAUCAGAUUCAGGAGGUAAAGAGGAGUAUUCAAAUACCAGUGUAAUUGUGAACUGAGUCUGCUGAGGAGCCUAUCUUAUAUAGGGCUAAUUUGGGAGGUGGUUCCCUUGGCUGGUUUACACUCUUCCACGGAGGGGAUGUGAUUGACAGAACCCGCUGACAGAUGGAUUGACAAGGCUUCUUGUUCUCCAUCCUUGGUGGCACUGGUGGAGUGUGUGGAUGUUCUUGGGUACAAUGUUGUUUCCCCCUCUACUAGGAAUGGCAUUGGUCAAAUGGUUCUCUUGGUUGGGUACAGUUGGUGCAGAGGGUUAUCACUAUUAGACUCAAUAAUGUCUGCAUUGGGUAGAGCCAGUGGUCUCAGGUGACAAGGACUUCCCUUUGCGAAGUCUUGUUUGGCUAAGUCAUAAUACUAAACACUGCUGCCUAUAAUAACCCUGUCAAACUUUGGUCAAUGUGGUAUGUAUUGAAGGUCUUCAGAGAAUAUUGCUGAUUAACUUAAUAUCCCCAAUGGAGCCCUGAGGUUCCCUUUACUCCUCUAUGGGACAUCUUUAAUCUUUUAGGAGAGAAAGUUUCCUUUUUUGUUGGAGCUUUGGGGAGAGGUUGUGUUUUCUUAAUUUUCCUCUGAUAAUUAAGAAACUGCCUUGAGAUAAUUUUGGUGGGAUUGGCACUUUUUUUUUGGUAGCUAAUAUUGUGUGUUUCAACACUCAGAAUUUCUCUCUUCCGAGUGGUACAUUUUGAAAAGGAUUCCAGGACAGACAUGACGACCUUAGCAAGUAUAGUUGGAAAGCUCUCCUUUCGCCGUCCUGACAUCACCUACUUCAGCACCAGUUGUACGUCAGGCACCAUUUUACCCAAUUACCAUCUGCCACUCUAUGAAAUCCUUUGGGUUGAUUAUGUUGGAAUUCAAUGAAUUGGUCUGAAUUGUGCUCCACAAUAUGAAUAUCUUACUUCUUCAAGUAUCUGAUACUUAUAAAUAGCAAGUGUAUCAUUAGUGUGUUGUUGGAGAAUGUAGACUAAGUAGUAAAAAUCACGGGGACUGAAGUUUUGGAGUAUGUAUCAAUCAAGAGUUGUCCCCAAAUGCUUUGAGCUCUGGUAGCAUCAUUGGCAUAUUACGUAGUCAACCAUUUUAUAGAUGACACCAUUUAAUGUAUAUAUGAGAUUCUUAUAUACUUGUUCAUAAUUAGUCAUGCUACUUAUAGUCACAGCUCUUAUUAUAAGUCUCAUUGCCAUUCUCCAUAAGCUUAAGCUUCUAAUUACUUGUUUUGGGGAAAGGUCAUCUUUUUCUUGUAUAAACUCUGUAGUUGAAUGUAUUCCUUGGCUUAUAUAUUCAAAUAUACUAUCCUUGAGUCUAGUCUAUUAAUUUAGAAACUCUCAGGGGGUGGGGUGGGUAGGUGAAGCACAUUGUUUCAGUUAUCUUCAUUAGCAUGCAAUCUUUACUUUUGUAGGUGAAUUUAAUUCUUGAAAAGAGCCAAACAUCAUCUGGAACUAAGGUGGGUGAAGAAAGGCUCAGAAAAGAAGCAAAUUGACAUUCGUUGAGUGUUGAUUAUUUGCAGAGCAUUUUGUCAAGCACUUAACAUACACUAUUCAUUUUAAUUCCCUUAAUAAGUUUGUAAGAUAACUAUUCUUUUUAAAAAAAUCAUGAAAACAGGUUCAGAGAGGUAAAGUGACUUGUUUAGGAGUGUCCAGCAUGGCUGAGUCAGGGCCUAGACACAGACUUCUCUGUCCCAUUGCUCACUUCUUACCCUACAUGGUGUGUACAGUAGUAUUGGUUAACAAAGGCAAGUUGUGACUAUAAUAUAGUAAGACAAAACAUUCUUUAAUGUGUUACUGUUUCUGAAGAGUAGAGAAGUUAUUUCUUUGUGUAAAAUAGAGAAAAAAUCUGUUAAGAACAUCAAAAUUUUAUGUUUAGAUUUUCAAGGUAAAUUUACAUUUAUUUAGCAAAGAGUUACAUUAAAAUUGUUUUUCAUAACAUACCUCAAGUAUUUAUUUACAGUUCACAUUUAAAAUAGAACAAACCCAAAUUCCCUGUUAACAUUGAGUCUCAGCAUUUUUAAAAUGAAAUAUUAUGAAGAAAGGUGGCUCAGUUUUAUUAAAUCUGAGCUCUAGGGAUUUUAGGUAUAUGCUUUCUCUUCUUUCCCUCCUUCCGAAUGUUAACAUUUCCAUUAGUUUUCUGGUGAAUAUGGGUUUUAAGUUUCCUAAUAAAAGUUUUGAAUGAACAUAUACCAACUGUUACAUGUUAAAUCAAUGUAUACAAAAUGUUGUAUGUUAUAUACCAAACCACUGACCCAGUUGUUACCUUUAGUAGCUGCAGCAACAAGCUGGAGUGCACAGUGGGAAAAGUUAGCCAUGAGGGGAGGGAAUUACCUGGGGAAGGAAAUGGCAGUCACAUAUUUUCACCAACCACCAAGAAAAUUCUUCCUCAGUCUGCGAUUCCAGAGUUCAUUCUUUGGUGAACUUGGAGCCAGAAAGUUUCUUUUUGGAACCUUUUUUGUAUCAACCAUAGGUACACCAAAGAGAAGCUUCAGAGUUUGAAUGGACCUGAAGAAUUACUGAAAGUCCUCUAGUGUGCCCAGGAGCCCAGGGUGGUAGCCAAUUAUACUUUGCAAUUUUUGUGUGAACUUAAAACAUCCUAAAUGACACAGAUGUGAAUGCAACUAUUGACGUAUAGGUGCAUACUGGGUAUUCUAAGUAGCAGAUAGAUAUCCAAAUACUGUAUAAUCCCACAAUUGCCUAGACUGCAGGUCUGCUAAUUCUCUGUUAUACAGACCAGUAGGUAGCCUUUACUUGUAUUUGCAUUUCCUCUGUCUUAGUAUGCAAGGAGUGCCACAGCUGGCGGGCAGAGUUAGUGGCAG